Capsaspora owczarzaki ATCC 30864 is the source of this 1627-nucleotide messenger RNA. RefSeq lists its product as hypothetical. NCBI's taxonomy places the organism in Eukaryota, Filasterea, Ministeriida, Capsasporidae. The record is from RefSeq and is a predicted model, not a curated record. Gene Ontology annotation, biological process: intracellular protein localization. Gene Ontology annotation, cellular component: endomembrane system. Bases 85 to 1563 code for a protein of 492 amino acids. The transcript has 6 exons.
CAGUUCUCAGUUCUCAGUUCUCAGUUGUACAGUUUCUCACCUUGCGUCUCAGUCUUACUAUCUCGAAACCAAGAAGAGCUCGAAAUGGGUCGAACUGGCAUUGCAGAGGAAGCGGUUGAGACUGCGUUGGAUCAACUCUACGCCGCAGCGCCGUGGCAGCUGGGUCUGCUGAUCGGACAGAUGACUGCAGGACAACGCGACCACAUUGUCGCCAUCGUGCCGACGCCCAAGGACGAGACUGCCAGUGCAACGACUGCGACGACAACAGCCACCGAGCAAGGCGCAGGCGCAAGCAAGAAGGCGGCUGCAGGGAAGACUCCCGCCAGUAGCAACGCCACGUCAAUGCAGGCUCAGAUUGAAGGCAUCGAUCAAGAGUGGGUCGUCGCACAUGCCAGGCAGGUCCGACAAGCACUGCCAGGCGGCAUUGAUGUCGUCGGAGUGUACAUUUACGCUCCGUCGGAUCUCUCGCUCAAGACGAGCUCAACGGCAGCAAAGUUGCGCCAACUGGUGACCGCCGUCGGAGCCAACUCGCUCAACGCUGGCGAACCACAUGCAAUCACCUCAGAGCGCUAUCUCGUGCACGUCUGCUCUGCGACCAAGAAGCGGAUUGUGCGGACGCUGGAUGUUGCCGAUCACCGGGCGUCCCUGGCCACUGCCGAGUGGAAGGCGCAAAACACGUUCGCCAAGUUUCGGACGAUUUCGGCCACGUAUCACUUGGACUCGCUUGUGCCGCUCGCAGGGGCUACUGGUGACACUGGAAUGGUUGUAUCUCAAGUGAUCAAGGCUUUCAAGCCAGUACUGGCGCAGUUGGCAUCCGCCGAGACCGUAUUUGACUCGACGCUUGCCAGCACUGCCCUCGACACUCCAUUGCCCGAGUCGGCCAAAGGGCAAUCAAGCGUGACUGUUACUAUUGUGACAGCCCUCCCAUCUUUUGCUUCCUUCAACGACCUGAAGCUCACCUCAACGUCGAUUGCCACGACAACCUCCGUCUCUGUGAGCGGCGACGUGUACGUCACUGCAGUUGUGCAUCCGAAAGCGACAAUGGCCGAGGCACAACAGGCGCUUCUUUCAGACCUCGUUCGCACUACUAGCAUUCGGUUGGCUUAUCUUGCCGAGGACUUGGCCGACUCUCUCGCAGCGCAGGCAGACUCGAGUGCAAUGUUGGUGCAGCCGUCGCCAGUCCGUUCGCUGUUCUCGCUGCCUCAUUUGCCAAGUUUCCCACUCAGCGACUAUGCAUAUGAAGAUGAUUCAGCCGAGAUUCUCGAGCAACGCCUGUCCGAUUUGUUUGGCUUGAAAGUGACCGCGUUGGCUGCUGCAAGUGCUGUCGAGAAAGCAGGAGAUUUGAGCGGCUUUUUGGCCUCGUGCUCAGCACCGGCUGCAGAGACCAAGGCCAAGAGCACUCUAACAACGACUGACUCUCAAGUUUCAACCAUCACAGCAACGACGAAAGCCACCGCAACACCUGCGAAACAAGUCGCAAAUGCCGGCACUCUUCCUCUCCCCGCGAUAGUCGCGAUUAUCUUUUUGCUUGUUGCUGUAGCCAUCGGCGCUGCUCUGCGAUAAUGUGGGCGUGUUUGUCAUGCGAAACGCGAUGGAUUGUUCUCAUAAACUUUUGGUUGACCAUCCU